GCAUCAAUAGAAAAGUUGACUGGAGUAAUCACCCUUGUAAUACAAGAUAUGACUAGAUAAAAUUCAAUAUAUACUAUGUGUCACUGAAACUGGUUUAAAUCUUGGUGUCAUUAACAUUCGCACUCUGAAAUUGUUCUAUAAGGAUGAACAAAGUCAUUUGCAAUACUUUGAGAAGUUAUGUUGCUUUUACUAAGUUUCAGCAUAAAAGUUGCCAGGUACCAAAUUUCCUCACUGUAUCUAAGAUGUCUCAUGUAAAUCAUCAGAAGUGUUACACAAAAGAUGCACCAGAAAAAAAGUUAUUUACACCAGGACCAUUAUCUACGUCUCCAACAGUCAGACAAGCAGCAUUUACAGAAUAUGGUUCUAGAGAUGUAGCAUUUAUUGCAGCAAUUAAAACUCUCAGAUCAAAACUAGUAGAGAUAGCAGAAGUAUCCAAAGAUGAAUUUACAUGUGUACCAAUACAGGGCAGUGGAACCUUUGCUGUGGAGGCUGUAUUCCAAACAGCUGUCCCCAGACAGGGAGGAAAGGUGCUCAUACUACAGAAUGGAGCGUAUGGAAAGAGGUUGGCAAAGAUAUGUGAUGUAAUGAGUGUACCCUAUCAAUUGGAAAGUUUUUCAGAGGACUCUAAGGUUGAUGUCAAUCGGGUAGCAGAUAUUUUAUCUAAGGACAAAUCGUUUACAAUGACUAGUAUAGUUCACUGUGAAACAAGUUCAGGUGUUAUAAAUCCUGUAGAAGAUGUAGGAAAAGUUGUCAAGCAAAUCAUUCCAGAUUGUAUUUUCUUUGUCGAUGCUAUGAGUAGUUUUGGUGCUGUACCACUGGACAUGUUAAAUGGAAAUAUUGAUUUUCUAGUCAGUUCUGCCAACAAAUGCCUUCAAGGAAUUCCAGGAUUUUCUUAUGCUAUUGCUAAGAAAUCAGUAUUACUGAAUUGCAAUGGUAAUUCUCGUAGUCUCAGUCUAGAUUUAUUUGACCAAUAUGAUAAUUUAGAGAAAACAAAUCAGUUCAGAUUUACACCUCCUACGCAUACAAUGCUGGCAUUUUUACAGGCUAUAAAGGAGUUUGAAGAAGAAGGAGGAGUUAGUGGUCGUGGAGAUAGGUACAAACAGAACAGAAACAUCCUUAGAGAAGGAAUGAAAGACUUUGGUUUCGAGGAAUUUCUAGACAGUAGCCAUGAAGGUUAUAUCAUCACAUCAUACAAAUAUCCUCAAGAUCCGAACUGGAAUUUUACUACAUUCUACUCAAAACUGAAUGAUAGAGGUUAUGUUAUUUACCCUGGGAAAGUAUUGAAUGCAGACUGUUUUAGAAUAGGAAGUAUAGGACAUUUAUACCCAGAGGACAUGAAAGGGUUGUUAUCAGCAAUUAAACAAGUACUUCAAGAAAUGGAUAUAAAAUUAAGAUAAUAAAGAAAAAAAGAAAUUAUU
Mytilus californianus (California mussel) is the source of this 1418-nucleotide messenger RNA. Its product is annotated as 2-aminoethylphosphonate--pyruvate transaminase-like. The record is from RefSeq and is a predicted model, not a curated record. Bases 144 to 1397 code for a protein of 417 amino acids. The transcript is spliced from 8 exons. NCBI's taxonomy places the organism in Eukaryota, Metazoa, Mollusca, Bivalvia, Mytilida, Mytilidae. Gene Ontology annotation, molecular function: 2-aminoethylphosphonate:pyruvate transaminase activity. Gene Ontology annotation, biological process: organic phosphonate catabolic process.